ACUCGUGUCGUGUGGAACUUUCGCAAAUCCCGCAAGGCCGAGGCUAAAACCCUCGCUCGGUCGCUCUGCUCUGUGUCUACCCUAUUCCCCAAUCUCCAAACUCCAAAGACCCUAACUUCUCUUUCUUCUCUCUUCUCUCCUCUCUCUCUCUCUAUGGCUGCUUCUACUGCACCUUCGGAGAACGGACCGACGACGGCACCGGCAAUUGAGCAAGCGCCGGCAACAUCUGAAGCCGCCACUGAUACAGCCACAGCCACCGCGGUCUUGGAUGAGUCAUCUCAACAGCCUCCAGAGACGGCGGCAACUCCAGAAGCCCCGGUUCCGGCCCCGGUGGCGACGCCAGCCGAGAAGAAAUGGCCUGGGUGGCCUGGCAAUAGCGUUUUCCGUCUCAUAGUCCCUGUUCUUAAGGUCGGUAGCAUCAUCGGUCGCAAGGGCGAACUAGUCAAGAAGAUAUGCGAGGAGACUCGCGCUCGCGUUCGCAUUCUAGAUGGACCCAUUGGCACUUCUGAUCGUAUCGUCCUGGUAUCGGGAAAGGAAGAGCUUGAAGCACAACUAUCCCCUGCAAUGGAUGCUGCAUUAAGAGUAUUUAGACGUGUUCAUGGCUUGUCUGAUAGUGACGGUGAGGGUGGAAAUUCAACUACUGCUGGAAGUGCAAUGUGUUCAGUUCGGCUAUUGGUAGCAUCAUCACAAGCAAUUAAUCUAAUUGGAAAGCAAGGUUCUCUAAUAAAGUCAAUACAAGAGAACUCUGGUGCAUCUGUGCGUAUUCUAUCUGGAGAUGAAGUGCCGUUCUAUGCUACCUCAGAUGAGAGAAUUGUAGAGAUACAAGGAGAAGCUCUAAAGGUUCUUAAAGCACUAGAAGCAGUAGUGGGGCACCUGAGGAAGUUUUUGGUUGAUCAAAGUGUUAUUCCUUUGUUUGAGAAAGCUUACACCCAGACAAUCACACAAGAUCGUGCAGUAGACACUUGGGCUGAUAAGACACAGUCACUGCUUCAUUCAGCUUCUCAAACUGGAAUUAGCAGUGAUUACCCACUUUCAUUGAAGAGGGAUUCUUUAUUUCUCGAUCGUGAAACUCAGCUGGAGUCACAAAUCCAACAUUCUGGACUGUCACUUUAUGGACAGGAUCCUGCACUUCCUGGAAUGCGUUCUUCAGGACUUGGUCGUACUUCUGCUCCUAUAGUUACCCAGAUUACACAGACAAUGCAAAUACCACUUUCUUAUGCAGAGGACAUCAUUGGGAUUGGAGGAGCAAAUAUUGCAUAUAUUCGCCGUAGCAGUGGAGCCAUUCUCACUGUUCAGGAAAGUAGGGGCCACCCAGAUGAGAUUACUGUGGAAAUAAAGGGCACCUCAUCACAGGUUCAGACAGCUCAACAACUUAUUCAGGAAUUUAUUAGUAGUCACAAAGAGCCGGUCACAAACAGCUACGGCAAAGUUGACAGCGGGUUGAGGUCUUAUUCUCAGUUGAACAAUACGUCCUAUCCUUCAUCUUCCUUGUCAACACAAGCAUUUGGUGGGUAUGGAUCUUCUGGUGUCGGAGGGUACAGCAGCUUCAGGCUCUAAAUAGUAACCUAGUUUUAUGCUGGCUUUUUUUUAUUCUGACAAUGAUUAAUCCUUUAUCUAUCACUGUUAUGUUUAGUCGAUUCCAUGUAGAGCAGUUGUUUUUAUAUGCUGGUUUGUAAAGUUAGAGAUUGAAGAACCUCCACGUUUCCUGGAUUGGUUGGUGGUCAGGUUGGUUCAGGUGGCUGGUUCUACUUGUACUGUUUUUGGACCAUGGGAAAGAGGAAAAUGUUUGAUGAUGAUAGUGAUUUUAUUUA
Messenger RNA from Nelumbo nucifera (sacred lotus), 1811 nucleotides. RefSeq names its product RNA-binding KH domain-containing protein PEPPER-like. NCBI's taxonomy places the organism in Eukaryota, Viridiplantae, Streptophyta, Magnoliopsida, Proteales, Nelumbonaceae. Gene Ontology annotation, molecular function: RNA binding. The record is from RefSeq and is a predicted model, not a curated record.